AUGGCAAAGAAUAGGGGCAAAAGCAAGUUCGUUGUUGGCUCCUCGAGUGAGAGAGAGAACGUGCCCUCGGGGAGGUUACCGAAAUCUUCGAGGGGUCGACCUUCGGAGAGGCCGUUGGAGAAGAGUUCGAUUGGUUGGGAUGCUUCCGAAGAUGAACGCGCAACCUCUGUUCGGGCUGAUCCGUGGGAUUCCGCCUCCUCUGUUGAAGCUGUUCCUGUGAAGGUUGUGCUUCCUGAGUUGAAGACAACUUCGGACCCGGAUCAACGCAAAAGGAAGGGUAGCACUCUUUUGAGGCCUUCCACGCAUCCGAAGAAAGCGAAGGCUUCUCAGCCCUCGGAGAAGGAAGCGGUUUCGGAAGUUAUGCCUCCUCCUAAGAAUCUUCUUCACUUCAUGCCCUUGCCGGGGCAGAAGUUAAAGAGUGUGGUGGUUGCUGAACCGCCGCCCGUGGAUCAGCCGCUGAUCGAGGAAGAUAUCAUCCCCUCUCCCCUGAAACCAUCUGUUGCUUCGGGGAUCGAAAUCCAGGAUAUCACCGAGGUGGUGGAGGCGAUUGAAGCCGAUUUUGUUCCUGGUUUGGUUGUCCCUGAGGUAGCUGAGGAGAAGGAGUCUGCUGAUCUUCCCUUCGAGAGAGAGAAGAGUCCAGACAAGGAGAUGAUAGAUCUCUCGGGCCCCGAAGCUGCGGUCCCCGAGGUUCAGAAGGAGGUUCCCUCUGCUGGAGAGGAGGAGCAGCCCGAGCAAGGUUUGACGAGGAAGAGGCGCCACUCAACUUUGGGCUCUACUUCUACCUCGGCCCUGGAUAGGCUGAUCCAUGCUGAUCCCUGUUCGGAUAUUCCGCUAAAACGGAUCCCCGAAGAAGUAAGGGAGGCGAUGGCUCGAUAUGCUAGGGCUCCGAUUUUGGGAGAGGACCCCUUGGCCCACGUGGGAUCCUUGGUGGGCCCCGAGGCUGCUCGGGAGAAUCUGCUUCGUGCUAACCCGCAGUGGAGGGUUCCUGGGGCCGAAGAGAGGAAUCCGGCUAUGAUGGCCCAGUACUAUCUGAACGAGGCUGUUUUCUGGUCUUCGUUCGCUUCCGAGUGUAGCUCGGUUGAGGAGAAACAACUGAGGAAAUAUCGUGAGGCUUAUGCUCGUGAUAUUCCCAUUUUGGACCAGAAGGCUGGGCAACUCCUCUCCGAGCUUACGGAACUCAAGCAGCUGUACCUUCAUUAUAGUCGCGAGGCUAGAGAGUCUGCUGAGAAGAUCGGGACCGAGGUUGGCCAGCUCAUCUUCCGAGUUGAAGAGGAUGCUGAGAAGAUCGCUUCCUUUGCUGAGGAAAAGAAGGAUAUGGCCGCUAAGUUCGCUAGCGAACUUGAGGAAAAAGAUAGACUCUUCCAGGAGAUGAAGUCUAAAUUUGAAGCGGCCGACAAGGAGCAUAAAGAGGCGGAGUUAAGGCUCCACCAUUUUGUCCAGCAUCGGGAGCUGAUCCAGCAGCAAGCUGAUAAGGUGCCUGUCCUUCGGCUGAAGCUUCGGGAAAAGGAUGACUAUAUUCGGAAGCUGGAGCAGGAGCGAGUCAACCUCUACACUGCUGAUCAGUCAACACCAACACCAACAGCUAUACCUACAACUGGUAUUGCAUCACGCAUUCUUGCACUCGCUCUUGCUCUCUUGCAUUACAUGUUGAGAAACUUUUGUGUGAGACCGCCUCACAGGAAAGACCGCCUUGUUGGCAGUCUUGCUGGCAGCCCCGUUGGCAGCCAUGUUGGCGCAUGUGCUGACGUCAUGUUGACUGGUUUGGCUGAAUUGAGUCUCGUGGAGAACUUACUGAACGUGAAGCUGCUACAAUUUGUCAAUGUUGACCUGUAUGAUGUCAAGGUAACUUUCUCUACUAUCAUAGAGAUAGCUAACUUGCUCUACUAUAAUUGUCGAGCAUCCAUUCUUCCGUAUUUUUCCUUUCUUUCAUUCUUAGAUGCCUUAUAUAUAUGCUCUCGUUCUCUGAGGUUGGUACAGCAGAUAAGUAUUGUGGAUCUUUUACCUGUUUGCUGUUGCUUUUCUGCUGAUCUACCAGUCACUUUUCCAUCUAUUUCACCACCUUAG
This is a messenger RNA of Spinacia oleracea (spinach), 2064 nucleotides long. RefSeq lists its product as uncharacterized. NCBI's taxonomy places the organism in Eukaryota, Viridiplantae, Streptophyta, Magnoliopsida, Caryophyllales, Amaranthaceae. The coding region runs from base 1 to 2064 and encodes 687 amino acids. The record is from RefSeq and is a predicted model, not a curated record. The transcript has 9 exons.